Messenger RNA from Candidozyma haemuli, 933 nucleotides. It is a transcript of the gene CDC28, whose product is annotated as cyclin-dependent serine/threonine-protein kinase. Gene Ontology annotation, molecular function: cyclin binding; ATP binding; cyclin-dependent protein serine/threonine kinase activity. Gene Ontology annotation, biological process: signal transduction; G1/S transition of mitotic cell cycle; regulation of G2/M transition of mitotic cell cycle. The coding region runs from base 1 to 933 and encodes 310 amino acids. Lineage: Eukaryota; Fungi; Ascomycota; Pichiomycetes; Serinales; Metschnikowiaceae. Gene Ontology annotation, cellular component: cytoplasm; nucleus; cyclin-dependent protein kinase holoenzyme complex. The transcript has 2 exons. The record is from RefSeq and is a predicted model, not a curated record.
AUGGUGGAGCUUUCUGAUUUCCAGCGCCAGGAGAAGAUUGGCGAGGGAACAUAUGGUGUUGUCUAUAAGGCGUUGGACACGAGGCACAACAACCGAGUGGUGGCCUUGAAGAAGAUCCGUUUGGAGUCUGAGGACGAGGGCGUGCCUUCGACGGCUAUUAGAGAAAUUUCGUUGCUUAAAGAAAUGAGAGACGACAAUAUCGUUCGUUUAUACGACAUUAUUCACUCCGAUUCACAUAAGUUGUACUUGGUGUUUGAGUUUUUGGACUUGGAUUUGAAGAAAUACAUGGAGCUGAUUCCACAGGGCGCCGGUUUGGAACCUUCUAUGGUGAAGAGGUUCAUGCACCAGUUGAUCAAGGGUAUUAAGCAUUGUCAUUCCCACCGUGUUUUGCACAGAGACUUGAAGCCCCAGAACUUGCUUAUCGACAAGGAUGGUAACUUGAAGCUUGCCGAUUUUGGCUUGGCCCGUGCUUUUGGCGUGCCUUUGCGUGCUUACACCCACGAGGUUGUUACUCUUUGGUAUAGAGCGCCUGAGAUUCUUUUGGGCGGUAAACAGUACUCUACUGGCGUGGAUAUGUGGUCUGUGGGAUGUAUUUUCGCUGAAAUGUGCAACAGAAAACCUCUUUUCCCUGGAGAUUCUGAAAUCGACGAGAUCUUCCGUAUUUUCAGAAUCUUGGGUACUCCAAACGAAGAAGUCUGGCCCGACGUCACAUACUUGCCUGAUUUCAAGCUCACAUGGCCAAAGUGGGAGCGCAGUGAUUUGGGCCCACAUAUUCCUACCUUGGAUCGUGACGGUGUAGACUUGCUCGAACAAAUGUUGAACUAUGACCCCAGCAACAGAAUCAGUGCCAAAAGAGCAUUAGUACACCCAUACUUCCAAGAAGACAAUGACGAAGCCUACGACAGCUACCCUCGCUCUGUGAACAUGGGGUGA